Molecule: messenger RNA, 1551 nt
Organism: Endocarpon pusillum Z07020
Lineage: Eukaryota; Fungi; Ascomycota; Eurotiomycetes; Verrucariales; Verrucariaceae
Exons: 3
Coding region: 1-1551 (516 amino acids)
Biological process (GO): zinc ion transmembrane transport
Cellular component (GO): membrane
Molecular function (GO): zinc ion transmembrane transporter activity
Source: RefSeq, a predicted model, not a curated record
AUGGUCCUCGACAAUGAUACCAGGGGAUGGAUAAUGACAGGCAUCAGCGGCAUCGCAUGCGUGUGCGGUGCCAGCAUUAUCUGUGUCGAUGUUAUCGCUCGACUGAUCCCAAGAUACCGAAACUUUCAAAUCGAGGACAGUGAUACCUUUCUCUCCGCUUCGUUGAGUCUGAGCUUCGGUGUGAUGCUAUUCUCCUCACUCUACAGCAUGCUACCAAGCGCAAAGCGGUACCUGUUAUCUGGGGGUUUUGCUCCGCAGCCAGCCUCGUACCUUCUCAUAGGACUUUUCCUCGCCGGCGUUUUUGGCAUACAACUCCUCUCACGGGCCAUGCAUCACUUCAUCCCGACCCAUAUCGUGGACUGCGAUCACACGCAUGACGGGGAAGAGGGCAACUUGCAGGAGGAGAUGGAACAGCAUGCUCAUGAUGACUCUCAUACUACUCUUGAUCAGUCUCUCCCAAAGCUCAGGUUCACGCAGGACGGGGAUGACGAGGAGACUCCCCUGUUGUCGAGAAAUACAAGUAACAGUCCACCAAAGCGGCGUCAAUUUUCUGCGCCGGAAGACACCAACACGCGGCAACCGUCGGCCAAUGGUUUUGUGACCGCUCCCUCCAGCCGCAGACCAACUCUGGUUCCACGAAGCUUGACAAGAACAUUCAGCAAGUUUGCCUCUGCAAAGGUAGAGUGCGAUGAAACCGGUCCAUGCAGAGGAUUCUCUGAUCCAUGUGGGCAAGAUUGCUUCAAGGCAGUCACUCGACGACACUCCGGCUUACCAAACAGCGCUCCCUCUCGGCAAACGACGUUUCAACGCACGCAAUUGGCCUUCAGCAAUCUCCAAAAUGCGCCACAGGUGCCAGAGGCGGAUGAAGGAGGGGCACCCACCGGUCGGUCUCGUACAAGAACUGGUGGGAGUGAUAGGCCUCAUUCUGAACAGACCCGCUCUGCAAUUCAUCACUAUCACCAUCCUGUCAAAGAGCACACUGAACCUGUAAAACCGGAUGGCUGCCGUCGUGCUUCUAAUGGUUCUUCUCAAGGGGACCCAAAACCAGAGCAUCACCAUCAUGUUCCUACCAACGCGUUCCUCAGUAUUGGGUUGCAAACUUCGAUUGCUAUUGCCCUGCACAAGGCUCCCGAAGGUUUCAUCACUUACGCCACCAAUCAUGCCAACCCCAAACUGGGGUUUGCCGUAUUCAUGGCAUUGUUUAUUCACAACAUCACCGAGGGAUUUGCCAUGGCUCUACCGUUAUAUCUAGCCCUGCAGUCACGCACCAAGGCGAUAAUAUGGUCGUCAUUCCUUGGUGGGGUGUCACAGCCACUGGGUGCGGGUAUUGCGGCUAUCUGGUUCAAGGUAGCCAGGGGAUCGGAUGGAGUCGGGAGGCCCAGCGAGGAUGUGUAUGGAUGCAUGUUUGCUAUCACGGCUGGUGUGAUGGCCAGCGUUGCUUUGCAACUGUUCAGCGAAAGUCUGGGGCUGACUCACAACAAAAACGUGUGUAUUGGGUUUGCUUUUUUGGGAAUGGGCAUUCUGGGUGUGAGUUCAGCUUUGACCGCCUAG